Mycena indigotica is the source of this 1380-nucleotide messenger RNA. RefSeq names its product FAD-binding-3 domain-containing protein. Bases 1 to 1380 code for a protein of 459 amino acids. The transcript is spliced from 6 exons. The record is from RefSeq and is a predicted model, not a curated record. Gene Ontology annotation, molecular function: monooxygenase activity; FAD binding. NCBI's taxonomy places the organism in Eukaryota, Fungi, Basidiomycota, Agaricomycetes, Agaricales, Mycenaceae. Gene Ontology annotation, biological process: secondary metabolite biosynthetic process.
AUGACGACGACUACAUCGUCGAUGCAAACACAUGCGCCACUUGGCUCGACACUUCGUAUUGCUAUCGUUGGCGGUGGAAUGGGUGGUUUAGCUACGGCCCUUGGCCUUGCACGAAAUGGAUUCACUCAUAUCACUGUUUACGAAGCUGCCAAAGACCUCGGCUUCGUUGGCGCAGGCAUUCAGGUUGCACCAAAUCUCGCGAGGCAGCUUCAGAGGCUUGGAGUAUGGGAACAUCUAGCGACGGAUGCUGUCAAAUUGGAAUCAGCAGAUGUCCGUGCCUGUGCAAGCAACGAAGUGCUAGUCAGAGUUCCACUUGCGCAUGUCACAGAGCGCUACGGACAACCACAUCGGGUAGCCCACCGUUCAGCUCUUGCGAAUGCACUGUUCCAAGGCUGCAGGGAGGCUGCGUCUUACGUUACGGUCCAUUUUAACACCAAUGUUCUCGACGUUGACUUUGGUGAUCCUCGCAUCCUUGUCAAAGAGCGGGGCGAGCCCGGAAAUGGACGUUGGGUCAAGGCAGACAUCAUCAUUGGAGCCGACGGAAUCAAGUCAGUCAUUCGCAAACAAAUGCUUGCGAAGCAUGGCGAAGAAGAUCGGGCUCAGGACACUGGACAAGCUUCGUACCGCAUCAUGCUCAACCGUACGCAAAUGCAAGACGACCCUGAGCUCCUCGCACUUGUCGAUGCCAACAGCUCAUUCAGAUGGAUCGGCCCUCGACGACAUGUUAUUGCUUACCCAAUCUCCGACCACACAAUAUUCAACAUAUCUACCACCCAGCCCGACAUCAACUUUGCUGCGGCCCCGACAGCCACAUAUACCACACGGGCAGACAAGCAGGCUAUGUUGAAUGUCUUUCAGGACUUCUGCGAUGUUGUCCAACGAAUGCUCAAGAUGGUACCGGAGGGUGAAGUCUGCGAAUGGAAACUCCGUGUUCACUCGCCACUCGAAACUUGGGUUGAGGGAAAAGUUGUGUUGUUGGGAGACGCCUGUCAUCCAACGCUGCCCCAUCUGGGCCAAGGUGCUUCUCAGGCGAUAGAAGACGCCGCAGUCAUUUCUGUUGUUCUGAGCAGAAUCGAUGACCCCGCCGACAUCAACAUCGCUCUCCGCAUCUACCAGCGCCUCCGAAAGUCGCGCACCGAGUUCCUGGUCUCUCAAGCCGCCGCCGCUGGCCGUGCUCUCCAUCUCACUGAUCCAGAGGCGCAAGCCUUGAGGGACGAGGCUUUCCGUCAAGUUGCGAAUGGAGGGCCAAACCCAGACAAGUGGCUGGAUCGCCAAGUGCAAGACUUUGUCUACGGUUUUGACUGUGUUGCCGAUGCAGAGAGACAGUGGGUGAAACUGUUUGCCCAAGAGAAGUCUUCUGCGAAUGAAAGGAGUGUGUAA